Phyllotreta striolata is the source of this 790-nucleotide messenger RNA. The record is from the annotation of a GenBank genome assembly. NCBI's taxonomy places the organism in Eukaryota, Metazoa, Arthropoda, Insecta, Coleoptera, Chrysomelidae.
AAUUACCGUUAACAAUCGAUAUUUCCAGAAGAUCAUUGUCAUCAAUUUAUUGACAUUAAUUUGAACUAAAAAGCCAUGCAACAAAUUUAGUCCAAAAUAUUUAAAUUUAGGUAUAUGUAUCCAUGAAUCACGGAAGUAAUAAAUCCGAGAAAAUGCAGUUUAAAGACCUCUUAUCUGAAGUGCACGGUUAUUUCAAAAUUAUUCACUUCUUCGUAUUGCUCAACGGAUGACCUUAAAGAUAAUAAUCUGAAAGAAAUGUCAUUCAUUCUCUCGGUCUCUCUAGGGAGAAAGUAUCUACAAGAAUACCGUACAUAUAAACUUCUGUGCCGGUAUCUGGUGUUUCAGUUUCAGUACAGUUCGAAUAGCAUUCUCUCAAUCUUAAUAUGAAUAAUUUAACGACCGUUUUUUUCGUUCUUGCGGUUUUUUGCGGAGUUAACGGUCAAGGCGGGCCCCGCGGCGCUCUGACUGGAAGAAAUUACAUGGAAAGGCAGUUGCUGUGCGCCCUGGAAAAAGGACCCUGCGACGUACUGGGAAACCAAAUUAAAGGGGCGCUUCCUGAAAUAAUAGGCAACAAUUGCAGAGCCUGUGACCCGAAACAGAGGUCUAAUGCCAGAAAAAUGGCUAACGUCAUUCGAGAGAGAUAUCCGGAAGUUUGGAAUGCUUUGGUAGAAAAAUAUUCCCGAGCAUAACAUAUUAAGUUCCUUUGUUUAUUCUGAAUUAUUAGAUAAUAAUAUAAUUGUAUAAAACAAGUAGUUGUCUUCAUAUUUUAGAUAAUACAGUAACAAAGAAC